Caenorhabditis elegans is the source of this 3582-nucleotide messenger RNA. It is a transcript of the gene gcy-11, whose product is annotated as Receptor-type guanylate cyclase gcy-11. The coding region runs from base 28 to 3534 and encodes 1168 amino acids. Lineage: Eukaryota; Metazoa; Nematoda; Chromadorea; Rhabditida; Rhabditidae. Gene Ontology annotation, cellular component: plasma membrane. Gene Ontology annotation, biological process: cyclic nucleotide biosynthetic process; intracellular signal transduction. The record is from RefSeq and is marked reviewed. The transcript is spliced from 23 exons. Gene Ontology annotation, molecular function: protein kinase activity; guanylate cyclase activity; ATP binding.
ACUUCAUUCCACAUUCCAUGCUUGGCUAUGCCAUGCCGUGAAAUCUUCCUAUUAUGGAUAUUGGUUCCAAUAGCUUCGUCAUCCGAUCACAUCACUUUUUUCGGCAGAUAUGCGUGCAAUGUUGACUUCAAAACGGAUUACUGCACCCCUGACACAUACGUUGGACGCGCGUUCUACUAUGGUUUGGAAGAUGGCGGCGGAAUAACAACAAAUGGUACUUUUGUCAACUCUGAUAUUACGGUCGAGUUUUUUGAUCCAACAGUACAGGGGAACUUUUCAAUUGGCCGGCAAGACGGGAAUUAUAUGUCAAGCAUGCUGGACAUUAUGCUUGCCGAUACAAAAAAGAAUGAUGGGUUGUUGGGCGUAGUCGGAGUGGAGAAUGAUUGUAAAGAAAUUGCGGCUCUCGCACAAGCCUACGAUGCUUCAAGUUUGCUUGUGAAUUGUGAAGAUCAAGUUGGAGAAUCGCAAAUGCCGUCAUCAACUGCACUUCAAAUGUCGUCGACUCAAGGAGGAAAAUACAGAGCUUUUGCCAAGCUUGCGAAGUCAGUUGGCUGGAAUAACCUGGCAGUGAUAAACUUCGUGGAAGAUGGUCCUGCAGAUAUAUCCUAUCAUGAUCAACUUCUGGAUGCGUUGUCUGCUGAAAGCAUCUCGUUAGACUUUGUCAAAAAAGGUGGUUUUUCGUCAACCAUCACCAGUGCGAUGUUUACCGGAUUGGAAUCUGUAAUCGAUGUCAUUCUGGAGACGUACAUGAAAACACGGAUUUAUGUAAUUGUGUUGGACUUACCAGUAUCGGGGACCUUUUUCAUGAAUGCAAUGUCUACAAUGGGAUUGUUGGAGACCGGAAAGUAUUUUGUAGUUAUGAUGUCAUCAAUUGAAUCGGACGCGGCAAACUAUUUUGGCUUUAACGUCAAUCGAGGUAACAUGAUUUUCAAGACAAUCGACUACGGUAUAUCCGAUGCCGACAUUCGUCAGUAUUACCGAUCAUUUAUGUACUUCACAGACGUUCCACAUUAUACCAAAGACUUCAGUGACGAAUGGACUUCAUUCCAAAAACGAGUGGACGGAGACGCGUCAAAGACCUUCUGCCCUCCGAUGUGCAAUACAAAAGCAAAGGGAAUCGCCAACAAUGAUCCGUGGUCGGAUGACGCGUAUUGGUAUUCCGAGAGCCCAUCAAUAGUUGAUGCAUAUGACUUGGGAAGGUUACUUUCGGAAACUGUAAAAGUUCACGGAGCAUCACUACUGAGAGAUCCGGAAUCAUUAGUCCAGACAAUGUCGGGAAGAGGAGUUACAUCCCUACUUGGAUAUGUUACAAAGUUCAACACCAAUGGAGUUUCCCAACGAGAGUACAUUCUAUGGGCUCCACAACAAGCUUCCAGCUCAAAUGGACCCAUCCCUUUGCCUGAAUGGGCAACUCUGGCUGCCAGAAUGCUUCCGGAUGGAAAAGGAAAUUAUUCGAUAAUUUGGAAGAAUCUAACACAACUUGGAAUCUUCAAUGGCGAGCUUCCCCAGUCGAAGCCCGAAUGUGGAUUCAACAAUGAGCUGUGCCCCGCGGGAAUUCGUAACCUGUCAGAACUCGAGAUCAUCGUCAUUGCGGUUUGUGUGGUUGCAAUUCUGAUACUAGUCGGCGUGAUUGCAUAUAUUGCAAGAUGGAUUGCUUAUGAACGGCGACUCGAGUCGUCGUACUUUUUGGUACACCGAAAACAUGUUCAACUGGUUGACAUGACGAAAUUCGGAUCUAGCAGAGGAGGAAGCAUGAUUCAAAGUGCGAUGAGUAUGAGAUCACAAUAUGAAGAUUCUGGUCCAGUUGGCGGCGCGACGAUGAACUUUUACACAAAUGGCAUCAGAAAAGCAGCGAUAAGAAGGAACCAAAUGCAGCGAAGCGAUAAGGGACCAGCUGCGAACCGUGAUGAGUGGCUGGAAAUUGUCGAUUGGCAUCUGGCAAAAUAUGAGAAUACGUUGGUCACUGUUCGUAAGAUCAACAAGACUCAACUGAAGUUGACGAGGGAGAUGAAACAGGAAAUUGAUUUGUUGAUGAAUGAGACACAUGAGAACUUGAACCGAUUCUUUGGACUCAUCAAUGAAAGUGACCUCAUCUUCACAAUACAUUCGUAUGGCCCAAGGAAAAGUUUGAUGGAUCUACUCCGAAAUGACGACCUCCGCCUGGAUAGAAUGUUCAAAGUGUCAUUCGUCGAGGAUGUCGUUAAAGGUCUUCAGUUCCUCCACGAAGGCUCAAAAAUUGGAUACCAUGGGAACUUGAAAAGCUCGAAUUGUAUUGUUGACGCAUAUUGGAGAAUUAAGCUGAGCAACUACGGAAUGGAGCAGAUACGUGUUGAAGAGCCAGAGUCUAAGCCGGAUGACUUGCUAUGGUUCGCACCGGAAAUCAUACGUCGUUACGCAGUCAAACAUGAUUUGUCAAAGUUGGAGUUGGCUAAAGCGGAUAUCUACUCAUUGGCCAUCGUAUUGUAUGAAAUUUACGGAAGACAGGGUCCAUUUGGAGAUGAUUUAUUGGAUUCUGAUGAAAUUAUCGAACAGUUGAAGUUUCCUGAUGGAGGAGCUUUAACCAGACCUGAUAUUCACCUAAUCACCAAAGCUCCCUAUCCUUUGGCUUCUGUUGUGGAAAAGUGUUGGGUAGAAGAUCCAGCCAGUCGGCCAUCAAUCAAGAAAGUUCGUGAGCUGUUGAAGCCGUUGAGCAAAGGAUUGAAAGGAAAUAUUGCUGAUAACAUCAUGAACCUACUGGACCGCUACCGUAAUAAUUUGGAAGAUGUCAUCAAAGAAAGAACAGAACAACUUGAAGAUGAGAGAAAACGAAAUGAAAGUCUCCUUCUCCAACUUCUUCCAAAAUCAGUUGCAAACAGUCUGAAGAAUGGUCAACCCGUGGAUGCUGAAUUUUAUGAUAGUGUUUCCAUCUACUUUUCGGACAUUGUGGGCUUCACUGCGUUGAGCAGCAAGAGUACACCAUUGCAAGUUGUCAACAUGCUCAACAACCUGUACACUAACUUUGAUACCAUCAUCGACAAGUUUGAUUGUUACAAGGUUGAAACCAUCGGUGAUGCUUACAUGUUUGUAUCUGGUCUUCCGGAAGUUAACAGCUAUCUUCAUGCAGGAGAGGUUGCGUCUGCUAGUUUGGAACUUUUGGAUAGUAUAAAGACAUUCACUGUGAGUCACUGCCCUGAUGAGAAGCUCCGUUUGAGAAUUGGUAACCACACUGGGCCUGUUGUCACCGGUGUUGUAGGAAUUCGUAUGCCACGUUACUGCUUGUUCGGUGACACUGUAAUCAUUGCGAAUAUGAUGGAAAGUAGUGGAGAGCCAAUGCGAAUCCAAAUCUCAAGCGACGCCUACGAACUGAUCUUGAAGUGUGGUGGAUAUGUGACUGAGCAACGCGAAAAGAUUGUGCUAAAGAAUAAGUUGGAAGUGAUGACCUACUGGAUGAAUGACUACUCGAAGGAUGCGCGACUCGCAAGAUUGGUGGCUCACCAGGAGAAGUUCCCACAUCUGGAACAUCUCAUUCACAAGUUCAACAAGGGAGUCCGUUGAUCUCUAAGGUUAAAAUGAUCUCACACCAGUUAAUAAAUAAUUUGUUCA